This is a messenger RNA of Hymenoscyphus albidus, 1371 nucleotides long. The record is from the annotation of a GenBank genome assembly. NCBI's taxonomy places the organism in Eukaryota, Fungi, Ascomycota, Leotiomycetes, Helotiales, Helotiaceae.
AUGCGAUCCCAGUUUGCUCUGAUGGCGACUCUCCUGAGUCUGGCAAAGUCCCUCCUAGCACAAAACAUCACCUGUCCAAAGACCCCCUCUCCAUGGCCUGCCGCAGCCACAUAUCCCAAGAUCUCCACCCUCCCCGACCUCUUCACAUAUCUCGACGGGAAAAGUCGAGUCUCAACAAAAGAAGAAUGGUACGCAUGUCGACAACCCGAAAUUCUGCAACUCCUUCAACAAUACCAAUACGGAUUCUAUCCCGACCACGCUGCUGAGAAGGUCACCGCGACGAGGUCCGGGAACGCGGUUACCAUCACGGUUGCGGCUGGUGGCAAGACGGGCAGUUUCAAGGCUACUGUUAAUCUACCUACGGGUGGUGCGACUGGAGUCCCGGUUAUCAUCGCGAUUGGGGGGAUUGAUAAUAAUGCCUAUCUGAAGCAGGGCAUUGCGGUGGUGACUUUUGAUUAUACGUCUGUGGCGCCGGAUAGUAAUGGGAAGAGUGGAGCGUUUUGGGCGUUGUAUAACGGGAGGGAUAUUGGUAUGUAUAUCCAUCCACAUUCUCUCCUCUCGCUAAAACAAAAGAUUGUAAUAACCCAGCUAAACCACCACAGGUGUUCUAACAGCCUGGGCAUGGGGCUUCCACCGCGUCCUCGACGCCCUCAUCCUCACAGUCCCUGAAAUCGACAUAUCAAAAGUCGGCGUGACAGGCUGUUCACGUCUAGGCAAAGCGGCAUUAGCAGCUGGACUCUUCGAUUCGCGCAUCACCCUCACCAUGCCCAUGUCCUCCGGCGUUCAAGGUCUGGGUCCGUACCGCUACUCGCUCUCUGGACAGGGCGAGAAUCUCGAGAAUAGCAAGUCGGGCGCCGGAUGGUGGAGUAAUAGCGGACUGGGGACGUUUAUCAAUCAAGCUGAUCGCUUACCGUUUGAUGCGAAUACCAUAGCGUCGGCGAUUGCGCCGAGAGCAUUGGUUAUUGAUCAGGGACAGGGUGAUGCGUAUACGGAUAGUAAGGGUACGGCUGUGACUGUUUUUCCGGCUGCGCAGGUGGUUUAUCGGUGGUUGGGGGUGGAGGAGAGGAUUGGGAUGGCGAUUAGGAGUGGUGGGCAUUGUGAUAAUUCUGGGUAGUAUGUUUUCCUCCUUGUCUGUCUUUUCCCUGGUUUGAGUGAGAGGUGACUAAUGGUUGCUAGCACGAAUGUUCUGCCUUUCGUGUUGAAGGUUUUUAAGGGGACGGCUACGACGAGGUCGUAUACUGAUCUUUCGCCUUGGACAGCUAUGCCGAGUGCGUAUCCGUGGGCGAAGGGUGUUCCUAAGGGGCAAUGAGUCGUUUCUUGAAUCUGAGGAUGGAUGUUGUACAGCAUGGGUGUCAUGUUGUUGUGCCUGAG